Molecule: messenger RNA, 2206 nt
Organism: Chrysoperla carnea
Lineage: Eukaryota; Metazoa; Arthropoda; Insecta; Neuroptera; Chrysopidae
Product: pre-piRNA 3'-exonuclease trimmer-like
Exons: 9
Coding region: 1-1785 (594 amino acids)
Biological process (GO): nuclear-transcribed mRNA poly(A) tail shortening
Cellular component (GO): cytoplasm; endoplasmic reticulum
Molecular function (GO): poly(A)-specific ribonuclease activity; RNA binding
Source: RefSeq, a predicted model, not a curated record
AUGUUAGUAACAAAUGAAAAUUUCGAGGAAUUAUUACCUCAAAUUGAAAAUGAAUUAAAAAAUUGUGUUUUUAUGGCUAUUGAUUGUGAAUUUAGUGGACUAACUGCUAAAAAUUCACUCAAAAAUAGCUUAUUCGAUACAAACAAUGAACGAUAUAAUAAAUUAAAGGAAAACAUGCAAUCAUUUAUACCAAUUCAAGUUGGAAUUAGUAUAUUUACUUUUAUAAAUCAACAAAAUACAUAUCAAUCGAAAACAUAUACGUUUUACUUAUUACCUAGACCAUUUGGAUUUGGUGGAAACAUAUUAUCAUCGACAACAACUGAUGGAACAAUGGUUUCUACACCAGAAACUUAUUAUUUAUUUCAAUCAACUUGUAUUCAGUUUUUAUGUAAAUAUCAGUUUGAUUUUAAUAAAUUAUUUUACAAAGGUAUCAAUUACAUGAGUAUAAAACAAGAAACAGAAUACAAAAAUCAAUUGAAUAAUUGUAAACAUUCAAUAGAAUUAAUUGAAUCAAUACCUUUUAUACAAAAUAUACAAGAAUCGAUACCAAUAGAGGAUGAAACUUUAUUAAAUACUGAAUUAAAAAAUAUAUUAGAAUGGAAUCAGCAACAGAAAAAACAAUCAACAAUAAAUACGAAUGAAAAAUAUGUUAUUCAAAAUCAAUAUAUUGUUAAUAAUGUACAAUUAAUGUACUUAUUAAAAAAAGAAAUCAAACGACGAUACAAGUCAUCUUUAUCGUUUGUUCAUGAUCAUGAGGGCGGCUUUGUUUAUGUAAAAUUAACAGAAGAAGAAACUGAAACUAAUAAUGAUAAAAAUAUUGAAUUGGAAUUAGAAUUAAUAAACAAAUCAAUUGGUUUUACAAAACUAUAUAAAUUAUUAACAAAAUAUAAUCAAUUAAAAAAACCAUUAGUGGGACAUAAUUUAUAUUUAGAUGUAUUAAUUAUGUAUGAACAUUUCAAUGGGACUCUACCACGAACCUACAACGAAUUUAAAUUAAAAAUCCAUGAACAAUUACCAAAUAUUUACGAUACUAAAUAUUUAUCAUAUCAAUUAUUAAAAACAAAUUUUAUACCGAAACAAUUACAAUGGAAUUCGAAUGCAUUGAAUGUUUUAUAUACAUUCUUUAAGGAUGGUAAAGGACGACAUAUUGUUUUUAAUUCGCCGAUUAUUGAAAGUAUACAAGAAAAUAUGGAAAAUGAUUAUGAACAAUCAUUAAAUGAUUUCCAUGAUGCUGGUUUUGAUGCAUAUUGUACGGGAUAUUGUUUUAUUCGUUUGGCACAUAUUUUUGUGGGUGUGCAUUAUGAAACAAUGUCUAUUAAUAAAACAAUUACAUCAAUAGAACAUUUAUCGAUCAUUAAUAAAUAUAAAAAUUGUUUAAAUUUGAUUCGUGGCAACGUAUCAUAUAUCAAAUUAGAUGGUCCAGAUCCAACAUCGGAUCGUCCAUCAUGGUUGUACGUAAAAUGUAAAUCAAACUCGAAUAGCUUGUUUAUAAAUAAUCCGAGUGUUAAACAAUCGAAUAUUAAAAACAUAACUGAUACACUUGGAAAGUAUGGCUCAAUUGAUGUACAAAUGUUGAAUAAAAAUGAAGCAUUAGUAGCUGUAGCAAAUCAGCGCUGUGUAAAUGAUAUAUUAAAGCAAUUUAAAAGGCAACGGGAAUCAGAAUAUAUUAUAACAAAAUACAAUCCAAUCAGGCAUUCACCAAUUAUCAAAACUUAUUUAUGGGGUAGUGGAUGUGUUAUAACAGGUGGUUUGAUUGUGUGGUCUUUAUAUAGACUAGUGAAUUAAGUAAUAUUAGCACGAUCCGUGUGAAAUUCUCUAACCUCCAUGGUUGGCACCCUAUACUUUUUUAUGGAAUCACCCUAUAGGCAAUUUUAUUACAAAUAUGAUAUACAAAUAACAUAAUUAACAAAAUCAAAUCAUAAUAUUAUUUCUCUUGUCUGUUUUUUCCUAAGCGGUACAUUUUAAACCGUGAAUCUAUUUUUUAUCAUUAGCCAGCCUGAUAAUCUUGAAAAUGAGGGUUCAAUCAAGGAAUUUGAUAAAGGAAUAAGGAAGAUCUCUUGUGGGCAGGAAAAACAGACUAGAGAAACAAUAUAUAAUAGGAUGUACAUAUUUUGAGAAUAGAUAUUAUCGAGAUGGAAAUAUUUAUGACAUAUUUAAUUAUAAAAUGUAAUUAUUUCAUUUGUAAGUUAUGUAAAUGUUAUGCAAU